CAUGCGCUUGAAAAAAAAAAGCCCUUUGACCCGAAGGGUCAUUCGAUCCAUGUAUUUAAAACCUGCUCCUCCUUCUUACUAGGCUACAGCACACACUCCAUCCAGCCCGACAGGUCGCAGCAACAUGAGAUCGACGCUCUCGCCGCGGGCGCUCCGCCAUGUCAGGGCGUCGUCGGCAACGAGGGCCUUCUCCUCGACGGCGCGCCGGCUCGACACGUACGGCUUUAUCGGGCUCGGCCAGAUGGGCUACCAGAUGGCCAGAAACCUACAGUCCAAGCUCCCGCCAUCGGACACGGUCCGGCUCUUCGACAUCAACCGCGACGCCAUGCGGAAGCUGGCCGCCGAGAUGAAGGCGGCGUCACCGUCACAGGCUGGGGGCGCCGCCGUGGAGCUGGCCGAGAGCGCGGAGGCGGCGUCGACGGAUGCGGACACCGUCAUCACCGUGCUCCCCGAACCGAGCCACGUCAAGUCCGUCUACGCGUCCAUAGUCUCGCACCUACAAUCCCUACCGCAGACGCAGCCGAGCCGGCUCUUCAUCGACUGCUCGACUAUAGACCCGGCCUCGUCGCAAGAGGUGGCGGCGCUGGUGGCGGCGGGCACGGGCGGGGCGGCGGUGGCGGCGCUCGUGGACGCGCCCAUGUCGGGCGGGGUGGUCGGGGCGGCCGCGGGCACGCUGACCUUCAUGCUCGGGUCGGCCGACGACGGGCUGGCCGGGCGGGCGGAACCCACACUCCUCAAGAUGGGCCGGCGCGUGCUGCGCUGCGGCGGGCAGGGGACCGGCCUCGCGGCCAAGCUGGCCAACAACUACCUCCUGGCCGUGGCCAACGUGGCGGCGGCCGAGGCCAUGAACAUGGGCGUGCGCGCCGGGCUCGACCCGGCCGUGCUGGCGGGCGUGCUCAACGCCUCGACGGGCCGCUGCUGGCCCACCGAGGUCAACAACCCCGUCCCGGGCGUCUGCCCCGCCAGCCCCGCGGGCAGGGACUACGCGGGCGGCUUUGGGCUCGCGCUGAUGCGCAAGGAUCUGGGGCUGGCCAUCUCGGCGGCCCAAGCGGCCGGGGCCAGGCUGGAGCUGGCCGAGAAGACGAGGGAGGUCUACGACGGGGCCGACGCGAGGGAGGACUGUCGGGGGAGGGACUUUAGUGUGGUGUAUCGGUACUUGGGAGGCAAGGAGUGAGGGGGGAACCCGCAGUUCGUCGUCAUGGUGUAAAAAGUCUAGACGGGGGUGUAGAAAACGUAGGUGUCCGAGGUGGUAUGGCAUCUCAAUGGCAUCGGAAUGCAACAUGAACGAUUUCGGCACGACAGCGGCAACCAGCGGACCGGAGUUCGGACGAAUCGCAUCGAGGCUCAAUUCCUUAAAAAACGUGGCCCGGCACAACCACAACCUACCAGACUCCAAGCUAACCCGAAGUAGUUGCUCGUUUGCACAGUAGCCAAGGGUUCUAGGCCACCAGCUUCGGCGUAUUUCAUCGUACUUUAGGGUUCGUACUCCGUAUCGCUAAAAUAACGCUUCUCUUGGCGGACACCGUCCCCUCC
Messenger RNA from Gaeumannomyces tritici R3-111a-1, 1533 nucleotides. RefSeq names its product 3-hydroxyisobutyrate dehydrogenase. Gene Ontology annotation, cellular component: mitochondrion. The record is from RefSeq and is a predicted model, not a curated record. Bases 125 to 1174 code for a protein of 349 amino acids. Gene Ontology annotation, molecular function: NAD binding; NADP binding; 3-hydroxyisobutyrate dehydrogenase activity. Gene Ontology annotation, biological process: L-valine catabolic process. The transcript is spliced from 2 exons. NCBI's taxonomy places the organism in Eukaryota, Fungi, Ascomycota, Sordariomycetes, Magnaporthales, Magnaporthaceae.